UAAUAUUGGCGUACUGUUCCUUCACAUGGCAGUUUUUGUUCUCCCUUUCAAAAUGUCCUCUAAAGAAAUUAAGUAAUCGAGUAAGCGUGAAGUAGUGCUAGCUAGAUAGCAACCUUGUUAUUAUAUAAAUAUGACAUCGAGGGGUACACCAAGUCGCUUUCUGCAGAGUGUCCUUCAAAAUGGCUUGGGGCGAUACGUUUGUCAGCUGAAGCGCAUCUCUCUUAUAUUCUCAAAGAAGUCACCGAGCUCGCGGGGAGUCAGGGAAUUCAUAGAAGAAGGUGUAGUGGAUUUCGCUAAAAAGAACCCGGGGACCGUGGUCUACGUCUCGCCCCAAUCCUGCACGACUCCAAAAAUAGUCGCAGAAUACUUGAACGGAAACGUGCAGGAGGAGGCCGUCCACUCAAAGGCGGCGCAGGAGGUGGCCGCGCUGGUGCAGAAGCUGUCGGAGCAGUCGGGCCUGGACGUCAUCCGCAUCCGCAAGCCCUUCCACACCAACAGCCCCAGCAUUCAGGGCCAGUGGCACCCCUUCACCAACCGGCCCCCCUCCAUCGGCCCAGUCCAGCCCCGCAAGACCCCCCAGUGACCUCGGCCACCGAUGCAAUACCAUCUCCCUACAGCAGAGGGCGUUGUAGGGCCAUAACCCCAAUUCAACGAGUGCAGCAGUACCACCACAGAACCAGAGGAAAGAGUUUAACUCUGACAAAGUGGGGAUGAGGAAGUUCGCCCUAUACUGUUCUCUCUCAUCAUGGACUGAACAGACACAUUGUCUGUAUGAUAUGGUGGUUUGAGAUUUGAUUCACCAUUGUUUUAUGUGUUUUUACAGCACAGUCAUCUCACCUUUUCAUAUUUCAUGCAGAUGAAAUGAUUUCAUACUGGGAUGGGGGAGGCAGACUGUUUCACUACAGCCUCUGUUUUGGGACCUUUACCUGUAUAUGUUCUGUGAAAUAAAGUGACUGCUGUUGACAAA
Messenger RNA from Conger conger (European conger), 967 nucleotides. It is a transcript of the gene mrpl43, whose product is annotated as mitochondrial ribosomal protein L43. Bases 131 to 583 code for a protein of 150 amino acids. Lineage: Eukaryota; Metazoa; Chordata; Actinopteri; Anguilliformes; Congridae. Gene Ontology annotation, cellular component: mitochondrial large ribosomal subunit. Gene Ontology annotation, molecular function: structural constituent of ribosome. Gene Ontology annotation, biological process: mitochondrial translation. The transcript is spliced from 3 exons. The record is from RefSeq and is a predicted model, not a curated record.